Molecule: messenger RNA, 672 nt
Organism: Coffea eugenioides
Lineage: Eukaryota; Viridiplantae; Streptophyta; Magnoliopsida; Gentianales; Rubiaceae
Product: tabersonine 16-O-methyltransferase-like
Exons: 2
Coding region: 1-672 (223 amino acids)
Biological process (GO): methylation
Molecular function (GO): O-methyltransferase activity; S-adenosylmethionine-dependent methyltransferase activity
Source: RefSeq, a predicted model, not a curated record
AUGUCAUGUGACGGGCACGUGCGGGCUCGGGGCGUGACAGGAUUCUUUGUUGAAAACCCUCAAGGCUAUGCACUCACGUCUGCAGGUCAGCUUCUUUUGAAAGACGAGGCAUUCAAUGUACGGGCACACAUUUUUCUAUCAUGUGAUCCUGCCCUGUUGAAGCGCUGGAAUCUCUUGACCGAGUGGUUCCAGAAUGAUGGUCCCUCUCCAUUUGAUACUGCAUAUGGGAAUAAUCUCUGGGAUUACAGCGCGCGAGAAGUUCGAUUUGGAAACAUGUUUAACGAGGCCAUGGCUAGUGAUAGUCAGUCGUCUGUAGAAGUGCUGAUGACCAAAUGCAAGUUUGUGUUUGAAGGCUUGACAACUUUUGCUGAUGUUGGGGGUGGUACUGGCAAAGUUGCCCAAAACUUUCCUAGCAUAAAAUGUACUGUAUAUGAUCUCGCACAUGUCGUUGCUAAUCAAGAAGGAGCUGAGAACUUGGAAUUUUUAGCUGGAGAUAUGUUUCAUAGUGUACCCCGUGCUAAUGCAAUCUUGCUCAAGAUGUUGGUUAACUUCGGCCCUGCCAAAGAAAGAACUGAGAAGGAAUGGUCAAAAUUGUUUUCAGAAGCUGGAUUUAGUAGCUAUAAAGUCUAUCCAGUCUUGGGCAUGAGGUGUCUCAUUGAGGUUUAUCCCUAA